UGGCAAGGCGGUUAAAUUAAAAAAAAAAAAAAAUAGAUAUAUCUGGAGGAUAAUGCCAAGUAAAAGAAUUACUAACAGUGUGUAUUAUUUGGAAAAAGACACAUAAAACAUACAUUGUCUGAAUAUUGUAACAGAAGCUAUCUUCAUGCACAAAUGGAUGACCCUGGAUUUGUACAAAAUGAAAAUGGCCAGACUGAACUGAAACGGAAGAGGAGGAUCUCAUCAAUAUUGAAGGCACCUCGGAGUCCCCUUACGUCUAUUGGGCCUAUCCAUGACAGAGUUAAGGAGUGUCCAACAAAGCCAGCUGAAAAAAAAACGCGCAAAUCUCGGAGAGUCAGCUUUGCUGAGACCACAGGUGUAAAGGUGUUUGAGACAGAUGCUACAGGGAUAACACUUUUGGAUAAUGCAGCAAAGGAAGGGGAAGGGGAGCAGCAGAAGAUUGACGCUGCUCAAGAUGUCAAACGACAGAUUAGUGGUAUGGAAACAUUGCUUCAUGCUCCCAUCCAGGUUCCACAGCAACAGUUUGGGGAAAACUGCAAUGAACAAGUCAACAUCGAGAGAACCACGGGUGACAGGACAGUUUUGUUUUCCAGUGAUGACAUUGAAGACAUGGAUAUGACCUACAGCCACACCGUUCUCAUUAGUGAAAAUCGAGCCAGGAAUGAAAAUCCUCCUUCAUCCAAAACUGGAAAAGUGGACUUUAAGGAUUUUCUUACCAGGCUUAAUGCAGACAUGGAAGCCUUUAUUUGUGAUUCCAACCCAGUUACACUGCAAAAGUUUGAGAAAAACUGCAAUGAUCAAUUCAACUUGCAAAGAACCAUGGGACACAAGACAAUUGUAUUUUCCAGUGAUAACAAUGAAGACAUGAAUGUGACUCGUAGCCACACCGCUCUCAUUGAUGAAAAUGAUGAUGAUAAAAGGAGAAGUAGAGUUUCUACUUCCGUCAAGUUGGAUUUCAAAACGUUCAUUUCAGGUGUAAAGACAAAUGAGGAGGAUAAUCUGCCCGGAAGAUGGCAGGACCGUACACCUUAUAGUAGUUCUGAAGAUCAAGCGCUCUGUGGGAAAGCCCUUGCAGAAAAUAAAUUUCAGUUUACGGGGUUCCUGCCAAGCAUUAACCCUAAUGGACAAAGUGCAUCUGUAAAUUUAAAAGGACCAAUUGAUAAUCUGCCAGUAAUUCAGCCAAAUCCUCCUUCAUUAAAAGCUGUAAAAGUAGACUUUAAGGAUUUUCUUUCCAGACUUAAUGCGGGUAAAUCCAUGACUGCUAAAGAAAACAGUUUUGCCGCAAGUACAGAGAUAUUCAUUUUGGACUUGGACAAACUGGGGGUGAACAAUGCUAAUAGUUCUUUGCCAACUAACACUGAUAGUUUAGGUGUGAACUUCUUUCCAGAGAAAAGGAAUGUUUUGUUUGAGGGGCCAGAUGUGAAGAUUACCAAAAGCCACACUGCUGCAAUUGACGGCAACUUUAUGAGACAGUUAACUGGUCAACCAGAAGAUUUUACUGGAAAUCAAAGACCAUGCAGUCUACAACCAAGUAUGUCAUUGUUUCCCACUGACCAGGAAAUAAAAAGGAGUAACACGGUUGGCAAAAAGUCUGUUAACCAGGCACUGUCUGAAAGUGUACCUGGCUCUUCAUUCCUUUUCCAUAAAGAUCAAACCAUUGUGUUUGCUGGAGAUGACAAUAUGGAUAUGACUAGAAGUCACACAGUUGCAAUAGACAGUCAGAGUCUACAACAUAACAUGACUGGACAAAGGUUGUUUGGUACAGGUAGGGAAAUCCGCUGUGAAUCUGGAAAAUCUCUAAAGACAAGCAGUACUAUAGAGAAAUGUACAGAAAGGUCUGGACUUGGUCUGAAUCUGUCAAGGAAGAGCAUCACUACUCGCUACUCUCAACUUGAUGAGCAAGAUGAUAUGGAAAUGACAAAAAGCCAGACAGUGGCAAUUGACUACAGGGAUAUUGAGGCAAUUCAUCCACAAGUGGAGAGCACAAGAACAUCUAGAAAAAGCAUGUCUGGCUUAUGUUCUCUUCCUGCUGAUGAAACUCUUGUCUUUAGAGACGAACAAGAUGAUAUGGAAAUGACAAGAAGCCAGACAGUUGCAAUUGACUACAAGGAUGUUGAAGCAGUUACAAAUCCAGUUACAUGGAUGAGUAAAAGUGUUGCUGCCCCAGUAAUGUCACCUCCCACUGAUAAAACAGUUGUGUUUUCUGAAGAACUGGAUGAUAUGGACAUGACUAAAUGUCAUACCGUGGCUAUUGAUAGCAGAAGUCUUUUGCAAACUUCAAAUGGAGGUAAGAUGGACUGCAAGAAUAUGGAAGCAGUUAAACUAAUGGAGAUCUGUAGAAAACCUCGGAAUAGUGUGGGUGGUUUACUUUCUCUUCCUGCAGAUAAAACUGUUAUGUUCACUGAGAAACAGGAUGAUAUGGAAAUGACAAGAAGCCAGACAAUGGCAAUUGACUACAAGGAUACUGAGGCAAUUCAUUCACAAGUAGAGAGCACAAGAACAUCUAGAAAAAGCAUGUCUGGCUUACGUUCUCUUCCUGCUGAUGAAACUCUUGUCUUUAGAGACGAACAAGAUGAUAUGGAAAUGACAAGAAGCCAGACAGUUGCAAUUGACUACAAGGAUGUUGAAGCAGUUACAAAUCCAGUUACAUGGACGAGUAAAAGUGUUGCUGCCCCAGUAAUGUCACCUCCCACUGAUAAAACAGUUGUGUUUUCUGAAGAACUGGAUGAUAUGGACAUGACUAAAUGUCAUACCUUGGCUAUUGAUAGCAGAAGUCUUUUGCAAACUUCAAAUGGAGGUAAGAUGGACUGCAAGAAUAUGGAAGCAGUUAAACUAAUGGAGAUCUGUAGAAAACCUCGGAAUAGUGUGGGUGGUUUACUUUCUCUUUCUGCAGAUAAAACUGUUAUAUUCACUGAGAAACAGGCAAUUAUUGGAAAUGACAAGAAGAAACUCAGUCUUUAG
This is a messenger RNA of Polyodon spathula (Mississippi paddlefish), 2961 nucleotides long. RefSeq names its product kinetochore scaffold 1-like. The coding region runs from base 154 to 2961 and encodes 935 amino acids. Gene Ontology annotation, biological process: protein localization to kinetochore; cell division; attachment of spindle microtubules to kinetochore. The transcript is spliced from 12 exons. Gene Ontology annotation, cellular component: nucleus. NCBI's taxonomy places the organism in Eukaryota, Metazoa, Chordata, Actinopteri, Acipenseriformes, Polyodontidae. The record is from RefSeq and is a predicted model, not a curated record.